Insectozyma verbasci is the source of this 5250-nucleotide messenger RNA. Lineage: Eukaryota; Fungi; Ascomycota; Pichiomycetes; Serinales; Debaryomycetaceae. The record is from the annotation of a GenBank genome assembly.
AUGUCUGAUAUUAAAAAUUGGGUAUGGGUACCAAAUGAUACAGAUAUAUUUGUCAAGGGAUAUGUUUUAGAAUAUCUAGAUAAUAACAAAGUCAAAGUUAAAAUCAAUCAUCAAGAAAAAAUCAUAGAUCAAAAUUUGUUACAACCAUGUAACCCUACCCAAUUUGAUAAAUGUAAUGAUAUGGCAGAAUUAACCCAUUUAAAUGAAGCUUCAGUCAUACAUAAUUUAUUACUUCGGUAUCAAGAUGAUUUAAUUUAUACAUAUUCAGGUUUAUUUUUAGUUGCAAUUAAUCCUUACAAAUCACUACCAAUUUAUAAUUCAGCAAAAGAUUACUAUAAAAAUAAUAAUAAUCCACCACAUAUUUAUUCUAUUGCGGAAAAUACCUUCAAGAAUUUAUUAAGUAAUAGAAAAGAUCAAAGUAUAUUAGUUACUGGUGAAUCAGGUGCUGGUAAAACUGAAAAUACUAAAAAAAUUAUCCAAUAUUAUUCAUCAAUUAAAGAAAAUGAAAAUAAUAUAGAUGUGAAGAUUCUACAAGCUAAUCCUAUAUUGGAAAGUUUUGGUAAUGCAAAGACUAUAAAGAAUAACAAUUCUUCAAGGUUUGGUAAAUUUAUUAAGAUUUUCUUUGAUGAGACGGGGGAUAUUACAGGUGCAAAUAUAGAUUAUUAUUUAUUGGAAAAAUCAAGAGUUGUAUCGCAGGCAAAGAAUGAGAGAAACUAUCAUAUAUUUUAUCAGUUCCUUAAAGGGUAUGAGAAUUUAUCAGAUUUGGGAUUGAAUAAAGAUUUAUCAACUUAUAAAUAUUUGAAUAAUGUUAGUAUAAAUGUUGAUGACUUUAAGGAGUUUAAUUUAUUAGUUGAAGGAUUUAAAAUUAUGGAAUUUAGUAAGGACGAAAUCAAUUUCAUUUAUCAAAUUUUGGCAGUUGUGUUACAUUUUGGUAAUCUUGAUUUUAUUUCAUGGAAAAGUGAACAAGCAAAUUUUGCAAAAAAUUCACCAGUUGAUAAAAUAGCUGAUUUGUUAGGAAUAGAUAAAUCUAAAUUAGUUGAGAACUUGAUAAAGCCUAAAGUAAAGGCUGGUAGAGAAUUUGUUACAAAAUCAAAAAAACCAAAUGAAGUUAAAUUUACAAUUGAUGCAUUUGCAAAAUAUUUAUAUGAGAAAUUAUUUCAAUUUAUUAUAAAUAAAAUUAAUCAAAGUUUAAAUGGACAAGAAGGAAACUCUAUUGGAGUUUUGGAUAUUGCUGGGUUUGAGAUUUUUGAUAUAAAUUCAUUUGAACAAUUGUGUAUUAAUUAUACCAAUGAGAAAUUACAACAAUUUUUUAAUCAUCGUUCAUUUAUAUUAGAACAAAGUGAAUACCUUAAAGAGAAUAUUCAAUGGGAAUUUAUUGAUUUUGGUCAAGAUUUACAACCUACUAUAGAUUUAAUAGAAACUAGACAACCAAUGGGAAUUUUAAAGUUAUUAGAUGAAGAAUGUUUAAUGCCAAAAUCGUCAGAUAAAUCAUUCAUGGAAAGAUUAAGUUCUAGUUUCAAAAAGAAUCAUAAAUUCUCAGAAAAUAAGUUUAAAAGUGGAUUCGUUAUACAUCACUAUGCUGGUAAUGUUGAAUAUAAUGUUGAAAAUUGGUUACAAAAAAACACUGACCCCGUCAGUGAGAAUAUGCUUAGCUUAUUAACUGAAUCAAAAAAUCCAUUCAUUGCAGCAUUAUUUGAAGAACCACCAAAAUCAAAAGUAAAAACUGCAUCACAAAAGCAUAAAGAUCAAUUAAAGGAAUUAAUGAAUCAAUUAGAGUCUACUGAACCACAUUUUGUAAGAUGUAUAUUACCAAAUUUGGAAAAAAAGGCCAAUAAAUUUGAUAAAAACUUGGUGCUUAAUCAAUUACGUUGUAAUGGUGUUUUAGAAGGUAUUAGAAUUACAAGAGCAGGUUAUCCAAAUAGAAUGAUGUUUGAUGAAUUUUUAACAAGGUACUCAAUUAUAAGUGAUGAAGUAUUUACAAAGAAUUCAAAGAGUAAUUGUGAAAUUAUACUAAAAUGUUUGGACCCAGAAACAUAUAGAGUUGGGCUAACUAAAAUUUUCUUCAAAAAUGGUAUCCUUGGUCAAUUAGAAGCAACAAGAGAUUUGAAAUUGAAGGGUAUUUUUACUGAUAUACAAAGAGUUAUUAGAGGUAAUUUGAUACGUAAGAAUGUCAGACAAGAAAUUAAAAAAAUACAAUCAGCUACGUUAAUUGCAAAAAGUAUGAAGAAAAUAAAUGAAGCUUCACCAUGGAUGGAAUUAUUCUUUCAUAUCAAGCCAUUAUUAGAAGAUUCAGUAAAGGAUUUAGAUUCAAAAGAAAUCCAAAAUUUGACAAUUAAAUUAAAAGAUUCAGAAAAUCUACAGAAAGGACUAGAAAAGGAUAAUGAAAAAUUAAGAAGUCAAUUGAAUAAAUUAGAAAAUGAAAUUAUAUCAACUACAAGUAUGAUCAAAGAGAAGGAAUCAAUUGUUGCAAGAUUAAAAGGUGAUGAAAAUAAAUCAAAUAAAAAGUUUACAAAUCUUGAAAUUAAAUUUAAAGAUUUACUAGUUUUAAAUGAUGAAUUGAAAGAUCAACAAAAGAAAUUGACAAGCAGAUCUUUGGAAUUACAUGAUAAAAAUGAAGCGAAGGCAAUGGAAUUAACUAGUUUAAAUGAGAAACUUGCUGAUGUUACAAAUGAAUUGGAAUCACAUAAAUCGAAACUUGCUGAUGUAACUAAUCAACUAAAUUCACACAAAUCAAAGCUUUCUGAUGUUACAAAAGAAUUAAAUUCUCAUAAAACUCAAUCAAAAGAAUUAUCACAAAGUGAAGCUUCCUUUAAAGAAAAAUUAGCUCUUCAUGAAUCAAGUAAAGCUAAAUAUGAAGCUAAAAUUGACGAAGCAAAAGAGAAAAUUACAGCACUUAAACAAAAAGUUGAAAAGAAAACUGCUGAAUUAUCACAGUCAAAGAAGGAAAUAAUCGAUUUGAAAGCUGAAAUAUCGUCAUUGAAAGGUGAAAUUGCUAGUUUUAAAUCUGAAAUCUCCACGUUACAAAACAAAUUAAAAGAAACUGAGGAAGCUGCUUCAUCUAAACAAGAAAUUGAAUCAGCGCAAUUACAAAUUCUUCAAAAAGAACAACUUACCAAAGCUCAAGAAUAUAAACAAAGAAUCAGUCAAUUGAACUCACAAAUUUCCAACUUACAAGAAGAAUUAUCAAAUAAAGAAAAUUAUGAUCCACAAUUUAUUGAAGAAUUUACUCAUAUGAAAUUUAAACUUAAUGAAAAUGGUGCUGCUCUUCGUAAAGAGAAAUUUGAAAAUAAAAAGUUGGUGGAAGAAUUACGAAUUUUAAAAGAACGGAUUAUGAACGGUUCUUUAACAUCAAGUGACUUAACGCCAAAAAGAAGAUCAUUAGCAAUAGGUGAAAGAAAUAUCAUAGGUACAGUUGACAAUUUAAAUAAAGAAAUUAAUGAAUUAAAAUUACAAUUACAACAAGAGCAAGGUAAUUUUCAAAGAGCUGAAAAUUAUGCAAUUGAAUUACAAAAGAAACUAAAUGCAAUACAAAGUACAAGAGGUUUAAAUUCAAACGAUGAUUAUGAAAAGAAAUUUAAAGAAGCACAAACAAGAAUAAAUAAACUUGAAUCAAAAAUUGAAUCUUUAAUUACUGAUGGUCCAACCCCUGAAACAUUGUCAAGAAGUGAAAGUUUUGGUAUGCUUCCAUUAAGAGGUGUAAGUCAAGAUUUUGUACAAAUAUAUCAAGAUAUAACAAAGACAUUGAAAUUGACAAGAGAAGAAUUGGGUACAUCCAAAUCUGAAAUAUUAAGGCUCAAAUCACUUCUUCGUGAAAGCGAAGAAGAGUUAUACCAAGUUAAACAACAUAAUUUUAAAACUAGUGUAAAUGAUUAUGAACAAGACUUAGCACAAAUCAAGGUUAAGUAUGACAAUUUAUUAACUAAAAAUGAUGAUUUGUCCACCAAUUUAGAAGUUUUCAAGAAAAGAUCAGAAGAAUAUUUUAAAAAAUUAGAAUUGGCAGAAUCUGCAGUUACAAUUUCAAAACGUCAUGAAGAAAAUGCAAUUAAAGAAAUGAAAGAAUAUAAAUCACAACUACUUUUAAUAAAGGAAGAAUUGAGAACUAGUCAAAUUUUAAUUAAGGAUUUUAGACAAAAGACUGGAAAAUUAGAAGAACAAACACAAGAAAAGAAUCAUGAGAUUGAGAGGGUGAAGCAAGAACUACAGGAAACAAAAGAUAAAUUAGAUUACCAUGUGAAGAACUAUGAAAAUAAAGAAGCAAAUGAACAAUUGAAGGAGGAAAUUAGAAAUUUGCAUAAAGAUUUGAAUUUUAAAACUGAGAAAGAAACUGUAUUAAUCAAGGAGAAUAAGAAACUUGAAUUGGAUCUUGAAGAAACAAUCCUAAUCAAGAACAAUUUUGAAAAACAAUUAGAAGAAGCUGUUUUGAAAGAAGAAGAACUUGAAAAUACCAUCCUUGAAUUUACUGAUAAAACAAGAACAUUGGAAAAUGAAAAAAUCAUAAAUGAAAGAAGAAUCAACAACUUCAAUAAACAAGUUUCUGGUCUUAAAGAAUUGGUAGAUGAUAUAUCAACACAAAGAGAUAAAUUAUUAUCAGAAAAGGAAGAAUUAGAUGAUAAACUAUUCAAAUUAAAUUUAAAUUAUGAUAAUAAAUCAACAGAAUUAGAUCAAACAAAAUCAGAAUUAACCUUUCUCAAAAAACACUUGGAAAAUCAAAAACAAGAUUCAGAAGCAAUACAAAAAGAAUUAAAUCAAAGUAAAUUAUCAUCAACAUCAGAUUAUAGAGAUCAACAAAAAUUAAGAAGUGAAUUAUUAGUUACCAACCAAGAAAAUUUUUCGCUAAAAAAGACAAAUAAAGAAUUGAAUAAAAAAGUUACAAACCUUGAAGAGAAAUUAUACUCCAAUGAACAACUUAAUUAUUGGGAAGAUAAAUGUAAAUCAUUAAAUAAUAAUAUUGAUACCCUUAAUAAUGAAAAAUAUGAACAAGAAAAGACUAUAAAAACAUUACAAAGAACAUUAAAAUCUUUAGAAAUACGAGUUGAAAAUGAAUCUCAAUUAUCAAAGAAAUAUAAUGAUGAAAACUUUGAUUAUCAAAAUAAGAUCAAUCAUUAUAAAAGUACAAUUGAUAUUCUACAUAAUGAAAAUGUUGAUAAAGAGUUACAAUUGAAAUCAUUUGAAAGAGAAAACAACGAAAUGAAGGAAAGUAUGUUAUUAUUACAAAAGGAACUUUUAGAACUACGUCAGAAUAUACAUUAG